Contarinia nasturtii (swede midge) is the source of this 1711-nucleotide messenger RNA. RefSeq names its product 4-coumarate--CoA ligase 2-like. The coding region runs from base 46 to 1695 and encodes 549 amino acids. Gene Ontology annotation, biological process: fatty-acyl-CoA biosynthetic process; long-chain fatty acid metabolic process. Gene Ontology annotation, molecular function: long-chain fatty acid-CoA ligase activity. The transcript has 5 exons. The record is from RefSeq and is a predicted model, not a curated record. Lineage: Eukaryota; Metazoa; Arthropoda; Insecta; Diptera; Cecidomyiidae.
GAGUUAACACAUCAUAUUUGAGAAAUUGUCGAACGAAAAAUAGUAAUGUUUCGUACUAUUCACGACCAAAAUAAAAGGCAAUGGAGUGGCCCAAAAACAGAAUCAAUUUUCAACCCUCGUAUAUCAUUGGGCAGUGUCAUUUUGAAUGCACUUGAAGUGAAUGGAUCGAGAGUGGCGCAGAUUUGUGCGAAAACAAAUAAACAAACAACAUUUGCUGACCUUCACACACUAACAAUUCGUGCAGCAAAAAAGUUUCAACACUAUGGAUUUAAAAAGGGUCAAUUGAUUUUCGUUUUAACUGAUAAUUCAGCUGAUGUUCCGCCCCUGGUGUUUGCUGCAUUGUGUCUGGGAUGUGUGGUGACAUCAUUGCCAUUGUGCUAUACAAAGUUGGAAUAUUCACAGUAUUUCAGUAUUGUAAGGCCAAAUUAUGUCAUUUGUGAUUUGAAAUUUUAUGUUACAUUGAAUGAGUGUUUCAUGGACUUAAGCAUUGUUGAUGUGGAAUUUUUCACGUUUGAUGGUCAUUUAGACGAAACUCAUCCGAUUGAAAAAAUAUUCGAAGGAAAUGAUUCUGAUCUAUAUUUUGUUCCAACAGAAGUAAGCGGUGUGACUGAUGCAGCAUUCAUUUUUCAAACCAGUGGUACGAGUGGGCAAACCAAAGGUGUUUGUAUAUCACACGCUGCUGUAAUAGACAAAAUUCAACGAUUUUCUCAGUUCAUAAAAUCAACGGACAUUAUAAUGGGGCUCAUAAACUUGGACAGGAUAACAAUAAUCAGGUAUCUCUUUGCGGCAACAUUGUAUGGUGCGACGCGAUUGGUGAAUGUGCGUCCAUUUACUGCUGAGCGGUUUUUUGAGUUGGUUGAACGCUAUGAGGUGACAAACGUCAUGGAGUCACCACAUAGAGUAGCUGAAUUACUGAACCAUCCACAAAUUGAAACGGCCAAAUUAUUCAGCAUAAAAUAUUAUACAUGUGGUAGUGCAUAUUUAUCAUAUGAUGCCAUUCGAAAAAUGGGCAGUUAUUUGAAUGGUGGACGAUUUUGUCGCGCCUUUGGAAUGACUGAGACGGUGUCAACAAUAGCCGCAAAUCUCAAUCAUUCAAAAAAUGAUUGCGUCGGACAGUUGAUUAGCGGUUGUGUUGCGAAAAUAAUCAACGAAAAAGGUGAAAGACAGGGUAUCAAUGAAGACGGUGAACUAUGUAUAAAGCUGUCAUUUCCAUUCCUUCGUUAUCUUGGCGACAGUGAAAAAACACGCAAUUAUUUUGAUGAAGAAGGAUUCUUUGCUACCGGCGACAUUGCACGUUUCGAUUCGACUGGCGAUUUAUUUAUUGUUGGAAGAAAAAAAGAACUUUUCAAGUGUAAAAAUGAGCAUGUAACACCGACACAAAUCGAAGAAUUUCUUAAUAAAAUCGAUGGCGUAGAAUAUUCUUGUAUAGUGCCAAUACCAAACGAGGAAUGUGACAAUUUACCCGCAGCUAUUGUGGUGAAAAGUAUAAAUUCGACAUGCACUGAAGAUUCGAUUUAUGAAGCUGUUGCAAAUGCGUUCUCUCGGCACAAAUGGCUUGACGGUGGCGUUUACUUUGUGGAUUCAUUACCGAUGACUUCUUCACGUAAAAUCAAACGACAUUUGAUCGCAAAAAUGACCAUUUUUACCAUGACUAAGUUGACCAAACAUCCAGAGACUGUUGAACAUAUUAAUUAAAAAUAUUAUUACCAAA